Molecule: messenger RNA, 705 nt
Organism: Melampsora larici-populina 98AG31
Lineage: Eukaryota; Fungi; Basidiomycota; Pucciniomycetes; Pucciniales; Melampsoraceae
Exons: 2
Coding region: 1-705 (234 amino acids)
Biological process (GO): poly(A)+ mRNA export from nucleus
Cellular component (GO): nucleus
Source: RefSeq, a predicted model, not a curated record
AUGUCUGCCACCUCUACACCAUCUAAAAGCUCCUUGACCGCGCUCAAGGUGGCCGAUUUGAAGGCCCUUUGUGCCAAAGCUAGCCUACCCAUAUCUGGAACAAAGGCUGACUUGAUCACUCGUCUUCUAUCGACCACUGUGAACUCUGCAUCGCCAGAUACCAACACAUCACUCCCCGCUCAAGUCCCUCCCUCCACCACCGUGUCUUUAUCAGCCUCAGGGGGUGCUUCUGCCGCCAAACCUGCCGCUUCGGUCGUACCCGCCAAUGCUUCACAGAUAUCCGAUCCCUCAGUGGUCAAACAGCUUCAAACUCCAACUACGACCUCUGACGCGACACCCAACGGCAAGACCGAUGAGAGCCACCAGUCAGCAGUCGAGGCCGAGAUCGCGAAGCGUGCUCAACGUGCCCAACGCUUCGGUCUUGCCGCAUCCGACGAUAAAGCUGGAUCAGAGGAGCUCAAAAAACUAGAAAGAGCCAAGAAAUUUGGGUGCGAACCUACUGCAGUCAAGAUCGAAGCACUAGAUCGGGCCUUAGGUGAACGCGGUGAUCGAUCGAAGCGAUCCAAUGGGCCUAACGCUACACCCGCAAAAACUACUGAGCUUACUCCAACCGAUUUAGAAUGGGAAGAACGGAAAAGGAAGCGAGCUGAAAAGUUUGGAAUCACUGUAGAAAGCUCAGUAGAAACCAAAAAGGCAAAGGCUUAA